Messenger RNA from Opisthorchis viverrini, 453 nucleotides. RefSeq lists its product as hypothetical. The annotation marks the transcript as partial. NCBI's taxonomy places the organism in Eukaryota, Metazoa, Platyhelminthes, Trematoda, Opisthorchiida, Opisthorchiidae. The transcript is spliced from 4 exons. The record is from RefSeq and is a predicted model, not a curated record.
UUCGAUUUACGAGAUCCUCUCGAGAACCUGUUGCGUGGGGUGUUUCGUCGGAGCUAUUACACCCCCCACUUUCUGUGUGACAUUUGCUGCAUAGUAGAGUUGAAACGUGUGGAAACGAGGGACGUGCAUUUUUACGGUAGCCACAUGCUUGUUGAUCUGACAUUGAUGUGGGAACAACUGGACACCAGAUGCACAACUUACUCCUUGUUGUCCUCCGAGACGUUCAUCUCGACUGCUUCGCAGGUUGACGAUAGGCUCGCAGCUGACACAUAUGGAAUAAUGCUUACCGAAGCUGCCACUUUCCAGUGUCCAGGCUCUUCUUCCACAAGUUUCCCGUCAGUGUACCGAGUGGAUGCUCGCGAGCCUUGUUUGCCAAAUACAACAGUUGGUGCUCGUUUGCUCGAAUUGAUUUUUGCAUACUUUCCAGACCCGGGGCAAACAGAAGCUACAUGC